Lottia gigantea (owl limpet) is the source of this 876-nucleotide messenger RNA. RefSeq lists its product as hypothetical. The record is from RefSeq and is a predicted model, not a curated record. Lineage: Eukaryota; Metazoa; Mollusca; Gastropoda; Lottiidae. The transcript has 3 exons. Bases 1 to 876 code for a protein of 291 amino acids.
AUGGAAGUUUUGCCAGAAACAAACCAAGUAAUAUCAAAUAAUACUUUGAUGGAAAUAUUAGAACCCACUGACUGUCCUAACAGUUUUACAGAUGAUUGUUUAAGAGAAAAUACUACUGCUGGUCCUUCAAAUUCCCCACAGAAUAAUUUUCCGCCAACUGAUAUUGAUAAACUAUUAGUAAAUGUGACACCAGAUUCUAACACGGUAGAAGUUGAUGACAGAGCUGAUUUUGAUGAUUCGGAUGCAGACCCAACUUAUACUCAGGACUCCUCUGAUAACCAAGCAACUGAUAAAAGUGACGAUGAGUGUAAAUCAUCUCAAUGGCAACAAAGUAAUCCUGAAAAAUGGAAAAAGGCAUUCGAAAGAAACUCUGUAAACAAGGGAAGCCCCAUGUUAUCUCUAGGGGAAAGAAGAAUUUGCAAAUCUUUUUUCCUGAAGACUUUGGAUAUAAGUUCUGGUCAUUUGACGACUGCCCUUGCAGAUACUGAUUCUGGAACAUUUCCAGGCGAUGAUAAACGUGGUAAACAUCCAAAAUACAAUAAAACUUCUAAUGAAUAUGUUACACUGAUUAAAGAACAAAUUGAAAGUUUUCCAGAGUCGCAUUACACCCGUUGCGUCACUAAACGAAAAUAUCUCGAUCAGAAGCUGAAUAUUCUCAAAAUGUACAGCUUGUAUAAAGCUAUCAUCCUUAGAUCCUAUUGUACAAGAGGUUUCUUUAUAUUCCGAUACAUGGUCAUUCCAAAAGAAUUACACUCGUGGUAUAAAUCACUACCAACUAGCAAUCAGGCCAAAGAUUCUGUACCUGAACCUGCUCAAACAGAUUCUGGUGAAGAUGAUGAUGAAAGUGGAUCUGGUAGCGAUAGUAAAUCGGAAUAA